Messenger RNA from Salmo salar (Atlantic salmon), 611 nucleotides. The record is from RefSeq and is a predicted model, not a curated record. Lineage: Eukaryota; Metazoa; Chordata; Actinopteri; Salmoniformes; Salmonidae.
AUGACAGUGGCAGAUUUUUCUCCAGAUUUGAGUCAAGUACAAGUAAUCACGCCCCUCAGGGAUUUACAGGAUCAUUGGGUGUGGACCUGCAAAUAUCAGUAUCCCCUAGGUCCACUUUCCUCUAAUGACACUGGGUGCUACUCCUGUGGUCUGGGGCAAGGCAUACCAACACCAAUACUGCUGGAUGUGAGAUAUGCUCCAAGGGACGUUUCUGUUAAGGUCAGCCCCAGCCCCGAGGUAGUGAAAGGCAGUCGUCUGACUCUGACCUGCAGCAAUAACGCCAACCCUGCAGCAGAGACCUACACCUGGUUUCAGAGAUCAGGACCGCUACUUUCACUAAGAUUAGGGACGGGGAAAGAACACACCUUCAACGAAAUAGAUUCUGAUGACAGUGGACUGUACUUCUGUAUGGCCCAGAAUGCCCUUGGAUCACAGAACUUUACAGAACUGGAGGUGAAAGUUAAAGAAUCAUCCCAUUUAAUUGUGGUCCUGGCAGCAUUGGGGGCUCUCUUCCUUGUCACAGCAGUGAUUGUGGUGCUCUACAUUUACAUAAAAAGGUGAGUGGUUUGAAAAUGUCUUAUAAAGAACUAAACAUAUAUUAUAGUGCACCG